AUGAACAUUUCAUUUUCUGCUGUUUGUUCCGCAUGGAGAAAUAUCAUCAAAUCAUCAUCAAUUUUUACAUCUCCUAAAAUAACUGAAUUAUAUUUAUAUUCAACAAAUUUCAAACCAUCCAUUCCAUCCAUUCCAAAUACAACACUAACAUCAUUGAAUAUUGGAAACCUCAGUAGCAAAGGAAUGAAUUUAAUAAUGAAUGGAGGAUUAACACAACUUGCUCCAUCUGAACAAGUGUUUGUUGAUAGAAUUGUUGGACAUGUAAUUUCUUACAAUUUAGAAAUACUAUGGAUCAAUGAGAGCCAAUUACUGAAACUGUUAAUAACCAAAUGUGGUAUUGAUUUAGAUGGUGUAAAACAUAUUUCCAAAUUGUUGUUUGUGAAACAUUUGAAUAUUGCUCAUGGCUUGUUCGGAUCUGAAGGAGCAAAAUAUGGAAUGCAAAAUCUUACAGAUUUGAACAUUUUAUACUGCAAGAUUGGAAAUGAUGGCCUCAAAUAG
Molecule: messenger RNA, 498 nt
Organism: Naegleria lovaniensis
Lineage: Eukaryota; Heterolobosea; Eutetramitea; Acrasida; Naegleriidae
Exons: 2
Coding region: 1-498 (165 amino acids)
Molecular function (GO): protein binding
Source: RefSeq, a predicted model, not a curated record